AUGGUGUCUCAACCAGAUGUCCCACCACAAUCACUGAGCUUCACGUUAUCUGUACGACACACUUACCGCACACUGAACUAUGUCACCACCUCCACGAUUGGACCUAAGCUCCUCCAGCAAAUCGCCAGUCGGUCAGUCAGUCAGUCAGUCAGUCAACCACUCAUGUCCAAAUGCUUGUGUUGGCAAGGUGUGAACAAUGUCCAGGUCCUUGGUCCCCUCGAAGCCUCCCAAUGGCAAGGAAAAUUUGGCGACCAGCCUAACCUAACCAAUGAGUCACGCUUGCGCCACAUGUCAUCAAAUCAUUGGGUGAAGUGUCAGGCCAGCUGUCGAAAUUCUUCCACCUGGAUGCGACUCCAUGACAUUAACCCUAGCAACAGUGAGGUAAAGACGUAUCAAUGCGAACUCACAUUUCAGUGGCCUGUCACCCCUACUAAGGUUAUCACCUCAUUCAAAGGACCCACCAUGACUGACCAUCAUCUCUUGUCAAUCCCUGUUCCACCUGCCUCCGUCAGUGACCCUACAGCUGAUGAUUUUCAGGGGUUAGCUCAUUCGUCCUGCCGGUCAGUUUCCCCCUUUUCCGUCAUCGUGCCUCCACUGCCGAUCUUCUGCGUGGAUGAAAUGAAGUUGCUUUUGCAUGGCUCGGCCACCGCAUCGUCGCCUCAGAUGUGGACAAGUGAUGGCAUUGAGUUCAGCCGACCUUCACUCAACCUCUCCUCACUUUCGCUGACCUGGCCUCAACUCACUGCCUCAGGUCUCUCAUGUGGUUGGUUCAUUCGCAAGCGGAAUUAA
Molecule: messenger RNA, 789 nt
Organism: Echinococcus granulosus
Lineage: Eukaryota; Metazoa; Platyhelminthes; Cestoda; Cyclophyllidea; Taeniidae
Exons: 4
Coding region: 1-789 (262 amino acids)
Source: RefSeq, a predicted model, not a curated record